AUGCACCAUUGCACCGCCGAGUUUCAGACUGCACUUAUCAAGGCACUGCUUGCAGUCGGUGCGCAGGUCGACGUCACCGGCGCCACGGAUAGGACCGUACCCUGCAUUGAGAUGGUCAAGAACCGUCCUGGAGCUUCUCUGCGUCGCCAGCCAUGA
Molecule: messenger RNA, 156 nt
Organism: Penicillium arizonense
Lineage: Eukaryota; Fungi; Ascomycota; Eurotiomycetes; Eurotiales; Aspergillaceae
Exons: 2
Coding region: 1-156 (51 amino acids)
Source: RefSeq, a predicted model, not a curated record